Messenger RNA from Silurus meridionalis, 1910 nucleotides. It is a transcript of the gene tmprss3b, whose product is annotated as transmembrane protease serine 3. Lineage: Eukaryota; Metazoa; Chordata; Actinopteri; Siluriformes; Siluridae. The coding region runs from base 1 to 1521 and encodes 506 amino acids. The record is from RefSeq and is a predicted model, not a curated record. The transcript is spliced from 12 exons. Gene Ontology annotation, molecular function: serine-type endopeptidase activity. Gene Ontology annotation, cellular component: membrane. Gene Ontology annotation, biological process: proteolysis.
AUGGCUUACACCGAAAAGGAAACAGGAGAACAACAGGAGACUGCCACAAAGAGAGAAAAUUCGGUGGGCAAGACCUCUGCUAAGGAAGUGGUAGAGUCAGGUCAGUUUGAGGCAGAUACAGAGAGUGAGGACCUACCGAACAUCAGGACCCCCAGUGUGAUCUACGUGAGCCCCUUCAGCAGUUCAGUAGAUGGCUGGCGGACUUCCAGACCCUCGCAGAACUUCGACCCCAACACCCAUGACCCACAUGUUCCUGUUGGCCUGCCUUCUGAGGCAUCGCAUCCUCUCCCCAUCUACAAUACACGCACCAUUAAGACCUCUUAUAUUUCACAUCGGACGUCCAUCAUUAAAGUGCGGCCCUUUGUUCAUGGAGAAGACCUGUCAGACUCUCGGUUCAUGUGCUGGUCAGACAUACCACGCAAGCUGCUGAUACUACUGAUAAUCAUUUGUUUGUUAAUCGCACUGACUCUGGUUCUAGGAAUUGGACUUGGCGUGCGUGUGAGUGGGAGGCACUCCAUCCUGCAGAUUCACAGUAAAGGAAUAUGGAGCUCGGUGUGCUGGGAGAACUGGAGUGCCAGUCUGGGAUUUUCUGCCUGCAAACAGCUCGGAUACAACAGUUAUGUGAAUUCCACUUCGAUUCCUUUCUCUUCUGUCGAGUCAGCGUUCAAGAAAAGCAUAGUGUCGAUAAGUUCCCGCUUUCCGAUACAUCACCAAACCUUCAAAAUUCACAACAGCUCCAUUCUCAGAACGGUUGGAUGCACAUCUGGGUUGCUCACGGUUCUUAAAUGUAUAGAGUGUGGUACCAGACCUGGUUUCAGGACCCGGAUUGUUGGGGGAAAUCUAUCUUUCUCUGGGCAGUACCCGUGGCAGGUCAGUUUGCAGUACCAAAACCUGUUUCUCUGUGGAGGAUCCCUAAUAACCAACCAGUGGAUAGUUACUGCAGCACACUGUGUAUAUGGCUUUGCAAAUCCAAAUUUAUGGACGGUUCGGGUGGGCAUCACAGAGCAGCCUGUGAGUGGAGCAGCAGAUUUCUCUGUGAUGAAAAUCUUCUUCAAUAGUGCAUAUCAUCCAGAAAGCCUCAGUUAUGAUAUCGCUCUCGUUAGACUAAAGCAGCCACUCUCAUUCAAUGGUCAAAUACAGCCUAUCUGUCUGCCUAAUUACGAUGAAGGAUUCAGUUCCAUGUGCUGGAUAUCAGGAUGGGGAGCCACAAAAGUAAGGGGAGAGGUAAGUGUGGCGCUACACUCUGCUCUGGUUCCUCUCCUCUCUAUUGAAGAAUGUGGAAUCCCAGGACUUUCAGCGUGGAACAUAUGUGCUGGGUAUCUGUCAGGUGGAGCAGGAACAUGCCAGGGGGACAGUGGGGGUCCACUGGCCUGUCAAGGCUCUGUGUGGAAGCUGGCAGGAGCAGCAAGCUGGGCUCAGGGCUGUGGAAAACUGAACAACCCAGGAGUUUACACCAGUGUAACCUACGCUCUUCCAUGGAUACACCAGACUAUGGAGAAAGAAGAGGAACAAAUCAUAUGAGCAGCAUUUCUGCACAGACCACUAAAUUCUCUUCAUCUCUUCAUCUGUUGGAAGUGUACCAGCACUCUGACAUGGAUUGGGCUGUUUUACGGAACAGUUACACAAGCUAAACUGAGGCACAAUCCCACUUUAUAUGCUUUAUGAGCACUAAAGCUGUUUUGCUGUGUGCUGCAAAUGUGAGUAUUAGCAUAGUUUUAAGUUCCUAAAAUGUAUGAGUAAUAUAUUGUACUUCUAUAUUUAUUUAUUGCAUCCACACAUUUGUUUCUAUUUAUUUUUUCCUUCAUAACUAAAGGUCAGAUCUUGAACACUUGCCAGUUUUUGUAGUAGAAUCAAAGACAAAAACAAAAUGUCUUUCAGGAGAGAGUACAGACAUACAGCAGAGGUUGGCA